Molecule: messenger RNA, 798 nt
Organism: Paralichthys olivaceus (Japanese flounder)
Lineage: Eukaryota; Metazoa; Chordata; Actinopteri; Pleuronectiformes; Paralichthyidae
Source: RefSeq, a predicted model, not a curated record
UCCUCUAAAGCAAACUUAUAACAACUCGAUCUACAGUUCACUUUACAACAAUCAGUCAUUCAUCAUCAUCUUAUAAAUCCGAGGCGCCCGAUAGUCCGAUCAUGUUCCCCUCGUGUACAGUGUGUUGAUGAGAGAACCCAGGCAGGAUGUUUAUGUGCCCACUGUGGAUUAGACGACCCUCCUCCUCUGAGCCACCAACACCCUGAGCUGUGCUUCUGUCUGCAACACGAAGCUGAUCGACCUCUCCACCGAAGAUGGGUCGAGUUGAUGAUGUCAUAGAGCUGUGCUGUGAGUUAUUCCCUUAUGAGGAAAUCAGGACCACACUGAACGGAGCAGUUGCGGGCGGAGGGAUUGCUGGAACCGCAGCCACUGUUGGAGCGAUUUUCUUCGGUCCUCCUGGUCUUCUUGUGGGCGGUACUCUCGGAGGCCUGCUGGGCUUCGGGAUGUACCAGGACACAUUCAAACCGCUGCCUCAGGUCUUAAUGGAGCUCAGUCCUCAGCAGAAGAAGGAGCUUUUUUAUCAUCUCCUGGAAGUCCUGAAAAACAAACAGUGGACAGAUUAUGUUCACCUGCUUUCUCUGGUGUCAGAUCAACCCAACGUGAAGAAGCAGCUUCUCAAAGCUAUCCGCCAGUUUUUCAAAGAGUAAAAUUGUUUUUGCAUUUUGUGUUUGAUUAUUUUCAUAAGAACAUCGAGCGAACCACGGGUCGAACACGUUAUCUCCACCAACAAGAUUAUAAUUAUCUCUGUGUUUGUUUGUGAGAAAGAAAUAAAGUUCAUCAUUUAGAUUCAAAGUCAAA